AUGGGGCCAAUGCCAAGAGAUCUUGAAAGACUUUUAAGUCUACGAAACUUUGGCGUUGGUGAAAAUUUGUUGCAGGAUGACCUCAGUUUUAUUUCAUCACUAACGAAUUGCACGAGUUUACGAGUGUUUAGCGUUCUCGGCAAUUUUCUCAGAGGUCCGGUGCCCGAGUCCAUAGCUAAUCUCUCUUCCGAGGUUAGUGUAAUUAGAAUGGAGGACAAUGAAAUAUAUGGAAGCCUACCAUCAGGUAUUGGGAACCUCCUCAAUCUCGGUUUCUUUGAUAUGGCAAUGAAUCAUCUUAGUGGCCCUAUUCCUACCACCAUUGGGAAACUUCAUAAUUUGCACGGACUUUACUUAGGCGUAAACUAUUUCACACAACUACCGUCUUCAAUAGGUAACUUAACUUUGCUAAAUGAUCUCUACUUGGUGCAAAACAAAAUCCAUGGAAGCAUACCUUCGAGUCUCGGCAACUGUAAGAACUUGUUGGAUUUAAAUCUUGCUCAUAAUAAUUUCCAUGGCUCAAUACCCCCUGAAAUUAUGAGUCUCUCUUCCAUUUCAAUUUCCUUCGACUUAUCUUACAAUGCGUUGACUGGUUCUCUUCCAUUAGAAGUUGGGUCUUUGAAAAAUCUUGCAACAUUAGAUGUGUCCAAUAAUAGAUUAUUAGGAUCUAUUCCAAACUCUCUAAGCAAUUGUUUGAGCUUGGAAUGGCUUCAUUUGGAAGGUAAUUCAUUUGAAGGCGAGAUACCUCAAAGUUUGAGAGAGUUAAGGGGUUUACGAGAGUUGGACCUUUCACGCAACAAUUUAUCGGGGUUGAUCCCAAGUUAUCUAAGUGAGCUCCACUUAGAAAAGUUGAAUCUAUCUUUUAACAAGCUACAUGGGCGAGUUCCAAUGGAAGGAAUUUUUCAAAAUGAAAGUGCUAUUUCGGUGGUUGGUAAUAAUGAUCUAUGUGGAGGCAUUCCAUACUUGCGUCUUCCUCUCUGCCCAUCCUCAAAGUCCAACAAGAAUAAGCUCUCUCACAAGAUGAAAGUAAUACUCACUGUUGUGGUUGUUCUUGUGUUAUGUUCAAUUUUGUUGGUUUGCUUAUUCAUAGUCCUUCAUUGGCGAUGUGUUUCAAGAAAGAAGGCCUUUUCGGUGCCAUCACUCAAGAACCAUCUGUUACGAGUUUCUUAUGCAGAGCUUUUGAAAGCUACUGAUGGAUUCUCAGAGGACAAGCUAAUUGGCGUUGGGAACUAUGGUUCUGUUUACACAGGAAUUCUUGAUCAGGUUCAGACAAUAGUGGCAGUGAAAGUACUCAAUCUCCAACUCAGAGGAGCUUCUAAAAGUUUUAUGUCAGAAUGCAAAGCACUAAGAACCAUAAGACACAAAAAUCUCUUGAAAAUUUUGAGCGCUUGUUCUAGUGUGGAUUUCCAAGGUAAUGAAUUUAAGGCUUUGGUAUAUGAGUUUAUGGCCAAUGGAAGCUUAGAGAAAUGGUUGCAUCAUGAUGGAAUCGAAAAUAAUGGACAAGAAGAAGAAUCCAGAAAUCUAAAGUUGAUUCAAAGGCUAAACAUUGCCAUAGAUGUUGCUUCUGCAAUUGAGUAUCUUCACUGUCAUUGUGACUCAACAAUUAUUCAUGGUGAUCUAAAGCCGAGUAAUGUUCUUUUGGAUGAUGAGAUGAUCGCUCAUGUUGGAGACUUUGGGUUAGCCAAAAUUAUCUCCACUAUUUCAAAUGAGGUGGUACAACAUCAGAGCAAUUCAACUGCAGUAAGGGGAACUAUAGGCUAUGUUGCUCCAGAGUAUGCCAUGGGCAGCAGGGCUUCCACAAUAGCCGAUGUGUAUAGCUAUGGGAUUCUUCUCUUGGAGAUGUUUACAGGUAAAAGACCAACUGAUAACGUAUUUAAGGAUGAUCUAAAUCUUCAUAUCUUGGUUGAGAGUGCUUUGGCCGACCAAGUGCUGGAGAUUGUGGAUCCCUGCAUUCUUUCAGAACCCGAGCCAAGAAGUUGGCUUAAAGACACUCUGGUUUCUGUCUUGAGAAUUGGAGUUGCAUGUUCAAUGGAAUCACCAAGGGAUCGAAUGCAGAUUCAAGAUGUAGUUAACGCAUUAUGUAAGAUAAAAAAAGUUUGUGAAAAUAAUGGGUUGAGACAAGACUAGGAAAAUCUUAUCAAACAUGAAAUCCAAAGGAAAUACAAGCAAAUCAAAUCAUGCUUAUGACUACCCUAUUUUCUCUGAGGAUGCUUAGGGGCUACAAUCUAUAUGUUGGUGCGAUCCUUACGUUGUCUUCAUCAGCUGUGCGUUCAAUAAAUAACUUCGAUUUUACUUCUUAUGUGAGUUGUAAAAUUUGUUGAUGUGGGAUCUUUUAGAGUAAGUGUAUAUGUCUAUAACUUUUCCUUUCUUAUCUGGUUUAUGAUCUUUCGGGAGUAAUGCUAACACUUCA
Camellia sinensis is the source of this 2407-nucleotide messenger RNA. The record is from RefSeq and is a predicted model, not a curated record. NCBI's taxonomy places the organism in Eukaryota, Viridiplantae, Streptophyta, Magnoliopsida, Ericales, Theaceae.